This is a messenger RNA of Solanum pennellii, 705 nucleotides long. RefSeq lists its product as uncharacterized. The record is from RefSeq and is a predicted model, not a curated record. Gene Ontology annotation, molecular function: nucleic acid binding; zinc ion binding. Bases 1 to 705 code for a protein of 234 amino acids. Lineage: Eukaryota; Viridiplantae; Streptophyta; Magnoliopsida; Solanales; Solanaceae. The transcript is spliced from 2 exons.
AUGAGGAAAUUAGGACAAGAAGGUUUGGAUAAUCUUUUAUGGUACAAUUUGAAUAAAUGGUGCAAGAAGUAUUUUGAAACAUAUAGCAAAUGUGAUGUGUUGGACAACAAUAUGGCAGAAAGCUUUAAUGCUUGGAUUGUGUCUGCAAGGUAUAAAACCAUCAUUACAAUGCUUGAGGAGAUAAGGGUGAAGAUGAUGAAAAGAAUUGGUGAUUUGAGAGAGUUCUCAAACACUUGGAUCACUGAUAUAUCUCAUAUGUCUUUGAAGAUUUUGCAAGAAAACAUUCAAAAGUCUAUGCAAUGUAACUUGACUUGGAAUGGAGAAAGAGGUUUUGAGAUUAAACACCAUGAAUUUACACACACUGUGGACAUUGUUAAUAGGAGGUGUAGUUGCAGAUCCUGGCAGCUCAGGGGAAAUCCUUGUCCUCAUGGUGUUGCUGCCCUUCAUUACAAAAACUUGAAACCAACCCAUUAUGUGGCUAACACCAAAGACCAGAAAGUUGCUGUAAGACCAGGUAAGGUUAGAAGAAAGGAAGCAGAUGAAAGUAGAAAAACUGGAAAGUUGAGCAAAAGAGGUGCUGUAAUGACUUGUAGCAAUUGUGGCACAGAAGGACACAAUAAAAGAGGAUGUCCUACAAGAAACCAAUCUGGUCCAAGUCAAUCAACUGAACCAUGUUCUCAGUCAAGAAGUACUGGUCCAAGUUAG